AUGGUAACAAUUACAACAAGCCCAAAGGGCUACGUCAAUGAUAUCCUUGCCCUCGAAUUCAUCGACCACUUCGAGCGUCACACCCGGCCCCAAGUCCCCGAAGAGGAGCGCCUUGUCUUAAUGGACGGCUGCGAGAACCACUUUACAUACGAAUUGCUGUUCCCGUUACCGCCUCAUGUGACUCACCUACUCCAGCCGCUUGACGUUGGGGUCUUUGGUCCCUACAAGCACUGGCAUCAACAAGUGCUAUAUCGUGAGAUUGCAAACGGAGCUACUAACUUCAACAAGACCGACUUCCUUUUCCAUCUUCAAGAGAUGCGUAACCGAACCUUUAAGCGGCCUACGAUCCUAUCAGCCUGGGAGAAAUCUGGUCUCUUUCCAUUCAACCCAAGCGUCGUCCUCGACCAGUUGCAAGAUGCGUUAUCCUCAUUAACCGACUCUGUCCGCGAACGAGAACUCCUGGGUUCGUUGAGGAAGGCACGCCAAUAG
Hirsutella rhossiliensis is the source of this 489-nucleotide messenger RNA. RefSeq names its product DDE superfamily endonuclease domain-containing protein. Gene Ontology annotation, molecular function: nucleic acid binding. The transcript is spliced from 2 exons. The record is from RefSeq and is a predicted model, not a curated record. Bases 1 to 489 code for a protein of 162 amino acids. NCBI's taxonomy places the organism in Eukaryota, Fungi, Ascomycota, Sordariomycetes, Hypocreales, Ophiocordycipitaceae.